UGAUGCCAGUGGUGCUGUCCAACAAUCCAGGCUGCGCCUUGGCUUGGGCUGCGUUUCACACUGUUGCGGUUUGCACUCCAAACCAGUUUGAUGGUAGAGUUCUUGGUGGACGACCGCGGAUGAGGUCCGCCAGGAUGGUAACUGCGGACUACAUAUGCAUUACAGUGCGCGGAGGAGCGCCGUGGGGCUUCAGCCUACAAGGGGGUGGAGGGGACCUUCACGAGCCUCUGCGUGUCUCCCGGGUGGAUAAGGGGGGCCAUGCAGCCCUGGCGGGACUCUGCGAGGGGGACGAGGUGGUGUCCCUGAACGGGAGGACCUGUUCGGGCCUGACCCUCGCGGACUCCAUGGCUCUGAUGGACUCCGCCACCGACCGCCUUAGUCUGCUCGUCAAAAGGUACCAGGCCUCUGAUCCUCUGGGCCCAGAUGGGGACCAGCGUCAUUUUGGGGUGCAGGAGCCCGUGGAAGAGGGUCUAGAGAGCACCACCCUCCAGAUAUGGCCCCGGAGGGAGCUGUACAUCUCAGAGUCCCAGGACGAGGCCUACUACGGCGAGUCGGAGAGUGACCCCGAGAUUUCAGCAAAAGCCCCACCAGCCCCCGCCAACGCCGGCAGCAGAUUUGUGGCCCCCUGCCCCGGGGGCCCCCAGGGGCCCUUCACCACUGGUGCCUUGGUGGAGCUGCAGCUCUCUCUCGCCGACCACACCCUGGAGGAGCGCGACCGAGCCGGCGGCGGCGGAACCGCGCUGGGGGACGGGCGGGCCGGGAGGGCGGUCACCGUGACGACGGAGGUGUCCCCCAGGGACCCCGAGACCAGGCUCCGCAGCGCACCCACGACCAGCCCCUGCAUCAGCAGCACCCUGCACGUCCCCAUCAGCAGCAGGGAGCCGCUGGGACAGAGGGGUGAGGUGGAGGUCACCCUGCGGGGCUUUGGGAGGGGCCGGCGGAGGGAGGAGGAGGGGGAGGAGGUCAGGCCGAGGGGGUGUGUCGAUCCUCAGGCGGCACCUCCCGCUCAGGUCUCCUUCUCAGUCUCUUCCUCGGAGGGGGCCGAGACUGCGGACCAGCCCGACACCGAGUCCGAGGGCGACCCCAGCAAGCCCAGCAAGCACCGGGCCAGGCACGCCAGGUUCAGGCGCAGUGAGAGCCUGUCGGAGAAGCAGGUGAAGGAGGCCAAGUCUAAAUGUAAGCGCAUUGCUCUGCUGCUGACCGCGGCCCCGAACCCCAACAGCAAAGGGGUGUUGAUGUUCAAGAGGCGCCGGCAGAGGGCCAAGAAGUACACGCUCGUGAGCUACGGGACCGGGGAGACCGAGCCCGAGGAGUCGGACGAGGAAGACGAGGCCCAGGAAUUCGAGUUCACCCUCCUGGACGCUACAGAGUCGGGACUUGACGAGGACUUCCUGGCUCAUGCCCAACGACGCGGCCACAUCCUGACCUUGGACUGGGACACGGGGCUGUUGGAGAUCGAGAAGAAGCUUGACGGCGGCGAGGACAUGGAGUGCCUGCCGGAUACCAAGGGCAAGGGGGCGCUGAUGUUCGCCAAGAGGCGGCAGAGAGUGGACGAGAUCACGGCCGAGCACGAGGAGAUGCGGAGGAAGGGCCUGCCUGUGGAGGCCAUGGUGCAGGAGGCCGAGGCCCCUCAGGUCUCAAAGCAGAUGUCCUACCAGGUGGAGGAACACACCUAUGUGCAGUCUCCGGGUGGCCAGGUCUACAUGGACCUGAACGUUCAGCAGCAACAGCAGCAGCAGCAGCAGCAGCAGCAACAGUAUCAGGAGUAUCAACAGCAGCAGCAACUUUAUGAGCAACAAAGGGCCUACCAGCAGCAACAAUACCAACAACAGCAACAUUACGAGCAGCAGCAGCACUACCAACAACUGCAACAUUACGAGCAGCAGCAACACUACCAACAACAACAUUACGAGCAGCAGCAACAGCACCAACAACAGCAACAAUAUCAGCAACAGCACUACCAGCAACAGCAACAUUAUGAGCAGCAGGAACACUACCAACAGCAGCAGCAGCAGCAGCAGUACUCUCACACUAUGAAUGGUAUAGUUAGUCACCAAAUAGACGCGCAAAGAUCUGCGGCCCCUAAUGUGACAGCCAAGCCCUACUCAGGGGUCCAGAACAGGGUGCCUGCUCCUUUUCUGCCUUCACAGUCACACGCACAGGCCUGGACUUCGACAGGCUCCGGCGAGCAGAUCGCCUCACGGGACGAGCGCAUUUCGGUGCCGGCGAUCAAAACUGGGAUCCUGCAGGAGACCAGGAGGAGAAAUGCGUCCAAGCCUAUGUUCACUUUCAAAGAGGCCCCUAAGGUUUCCCCCAACCCAGAGCUGCUGAAUCUUCUCAACAGGCAAGACAAGAAACCCGGCUUUGAGUCAGAGGAGGACUACCUCAGCCUGGGUGCAGAGGCUUGUAACUUCCUGCAGUCGACAGGUGGCAAGAAAAAGGUUCCCCCACCUGUCGCUCCAAAGCCCUCCAUCAACCCGGCUUCACCUCCAUGGUCCCCUCAACCUGAAAACUCCAGCCAGGCUACUUCCCAACAGGCACAAUACGAAGCGGCUGCUCCUGCUGAAGCCCCUCCCACUGAAGCUCCUCCUCCUGCUCCUGAGAAACCUCCACCUCCACAGCAACAAGCUACAAGAGAAGAUGGCAACAGUGGCCAGCCAAAUACACAUCAAGGCAGUACGGCAGACAGAAUCUUUGUGGGGCUGGGCAGAGGAUACAUUCAGUCCCUGUCCCGGAGGUCGGAGCACACGGUCCGUCUGUCGGCGCCGGGACCCCAGCCUUUCGGAGGGGCGAGGCAGGUGUCCUGGCUGGAGAAGGGGUACAAGCCCCCCACGCCCUGGCAGGCGGCCUGCCGAAGCCCGUUCGGGCUGGUGGACGAGGCCUUCUCCCUCCGAAACCUGCAGCAGUCCAUCGCCUACACCGUCAAGACCGCCGCCCAGCGCAAGGCCCUGCCGGAGCCCCCGGAGGAGUGGAAGGCCCGCGUGUCCUACGAGCCCCCCCCGGGGAACGGGGCCCGCUUCCGCCCCCCGCCGGCCUUCGCGUCCCCGUCCAAGAGCACGGCGUCGGCCCCGCCCGCCCCCGUCCCGCGCGCGCUCCCCCUCAGGAUGCGGCUGCCCCAGAGGUCCGCGACGGAGUCCAGCGUCAGGUACAUCGGGACGAGCUUCGUGGGUUACGGCGCCCAGCCGGCCUACAGGCCCUCCUACAACAGGUGGUAAUGCAGCGCACUUGCAGAAAUUUCGCUUUAACGCCUAAAACAGAAAUAAGGAACACUGUGUCUGAAUAUAUGCAAAAAAAUCAUUAUUCACCAUUUACCAUAUUGUGGCUGUGUGUAUAUGAGUUACUUUAGUAGUGUUGACUAUAAAGAAUGUAUAGCACACAUCAACCAUAGAGAUAAAAAGACGUACUGGCAGAAGGGGAAUCCCCAGGUGAAAGAAUUCCUUAAAAGGGUAGUCUGGAUGUAAGUCCAAGUGAAAUUAAUGUAGAGGCCUUCGAGGAAAGCUGUUGAAAUACCAGUCAAUUUGUGGCACAGCUUAAAGCCUAAAUAUUCGUCAUCAAUUUUGAUACUUUGCUUCACACAGUCUAUUUUGCUUUUUUUCCAAAGUGUGGUACACGUGGACUCAAAGUAUGAAACCGUUUAGUGUCUUUGUAAAUCUGGAAGUACGGUGUUGCCAGAAUGACUUUUUAUGUGGAGGAGAAAUUGGAUCACAAAAAGCAGCCAUUGUGGUCCACGGUAAUGAAACUGAAGACAAUAUUGAUUAGUACGUGAACUCGUGAGGAUUCAAUGAUCAUGUGGGUCUGGGCUUUGGUUUUUAGAAAGAUUUCAGACAGCCUGUUGGCAUGAGGUUCAGGUUCAGUUACAUAUAUGAGUGAAGCUUUCUAUCCUCCUUAUUGUAGUCUCAUAGGAUCUAGGGGAUUAACCUUAACAUGUGUACUGUUUUCAAGUUGAACUAUUGCACCGUCCAUAUCAAAUAUUACAUUUUUUUGUGAAUAUAACUGACAAUUCCACGGACUAGAAAUUUGACAUUUAAAAAAAUAAUACUUUUUCACAUUAUGGGCUAUUUGCUAUGACGUUUAUAUAUUUUUUAUUUUGGUCUAUAUUUUGCCUCCUGCCACAGAAUUAUGCUGGAGUGUGUAUGUGCAUUUUAUGUGUGUGUGUGCUUGUGUGUGCUGCAGAAAAUGUAGAAGAUGAUGGACACUCAAAUCAAAGUUUAAUCAAAGUCUAUAUUUGCUACCACUGAAUGAUGGUAAUAUGAUAACGUAUUUGAUUUUGAUUGUGCAUGUUACAGAAGUGUAGAAUUAAUGUGAAGCUGUGGGAACAAAACAACACAUAAAAACCAUCUGAUCGUGUAUAGAGGGACAAAGACCCUCAUAUCAAAGGGACUAAAAUGAGUUGAUACAAAUGGACCGUGGAUCAUUCCCUGGGUUAGGGACCAACACAUGUUGUAGAAUUAAAGUGGGGGGGAAAAAAUGAUGAUUGGGGGAAAAAGAAUGUUAUUUGAGGGGGGUGGAGUUUCAGAGAAGUCGACUGUAACAAGCUGUGACUGUGAGCUUUUUUCAGUUCGUGACACAUCGGUGCGGUGCUGCCCCUUUACGAAUUUGGAAGAUGCACACAAACAAGGGCUGACAAGCAACCUCGCUUGCUCUAGCCGACGCAGAGAGACGGCUGGUCAUAACGUGUCAGCACUCCUCUUUGUCAAAAAGCCAGCGAGCACGCUGGGAAAUAUCAGGCCAGGACCCCUUAUCUCUUCGAGGACAAUCACUCACGCGCUACAGCUGCGACAGAAGCAAACCGAGGAAAACAGAGCAGGGCAUUUUGAAAGUGAUGUUAAAGGGCAUGUAAGUCCAGUCGGGACAGCUUUGCUUGCUCUCGUGACUACGAAUACGAGCUAGCUUCAGAAUCUCGCUGUGAAGCAGCAAUUUAACAUUAGCUGGAACGCUAAACUAGAAAUGUGAUAUUCUUACCAUUCAUGACAAACAUAUAUGAUUUUAACAAACGUGAAAAGACAGGGGUCCCGUUAAGAGAGUGGUUCCGUUAAAUAACUAUGAACUAAAGUUGCUUAGAACUAACUUAGAAGGCAUAGAAACACUGCAUUUGACCAAAUGAGAGCAAGAACUUUCAUAAAGCUAACUGCUGAAAGAAGACAAAAUACAUGCUUGCCAGUCUUCAUCCUCUUUCCACAGAGCAUGUGUUUGUUAUGAUUCAAAUGAGAUUAAAAUCAAUCUGCCAGCUGUGUUUGCAUACAUGGCGAGACCAUUAAAAAGUUUGGGUUUCAACCUGUGAUGGCUGGUAGAAUCCAUGAAUCUAAAUCAAAUGGAAGUUAUCGAUGAGUCAGGGGUCUAGACACAGCUUAAAACUUCUGAGUAGUUCAUUACAUAAAUCAGAGGAUUAGAGAAAUGUUUGUUGCGUAAGAACCUCCUUAUCUGACUGUCCUUAUUUAGGGCCUACUACAUUCGCAUGUGAUGUGGACCAACAUAAUAGACUGAUAAAGGAAGUUGUACUUGGAGCUGAAAACUACAGUGUACCUUUGCCUGAUUUUACCGUGACAACGACCCUGGCCCAUGGUUGAAAUUAACCUUGGUUACGUAAGUCUGUCGGCACAACGGGCCAAUUGGAAUAAUCUCAGCAGGGAUUUAAACCGGAACGCCGGACCACCAGACCACAAAAAAUCUGUUACCACAGUAACGGCAGUUUCUUAUCUGAAAGAUUAACACUACAUGGGUGGUGAGUGGCAGAAUGGAUAAGUCAAGAGACCUUUUCUGUGGGGGACGGGAAAGAGAAUUUUUAAAACAGCUAAGUAGAGUCAGUGGUUUAAAUUAUAAGAUCACCCCAUGAUAAGGUCAUUAAAGUUGGCCUAGUGGGGUUUUUUUGACAGCAAAGAGAGAGAGAGUUGCAGUUAACUGCUUCAGCUGUGUGAUUUACUUUAAAUGAAUAUUUUUUCUUUUAUUUCUGUAAUUGCUAUCUAGCAUGCCAUUCAAUAAAACUGUGUAUGUGUGUUGAAACUUUAAUACUUCUGUUGAGUGAUGUAACCAUUUCUAAUGUAAAUGUGGUCUUAAAUGUAUUUGCACAUGUUUGUUUGUAGCUAAACGAAAGGUUUUGAUAAACCUAUAUUGUGAUGUUUGUACUUAAACCAAUAUUGUAUGUAUGUGCGUGUGUGUAUGUGUGCGUGUGUACAUGUGUGUUGUGUGCCUGUGUCUGUGUAGACAAAUUAUAUUUUCACUUUAGUCUCUUGUUUAUAACAGUUUUUACUCCACGUCUCUGAAGCAUUGUAACAUAUAUGAAGGUUUAUGCAGUAAAAACCCAUUUAAAACACA
Anguilla rostrata (American eel) is the source of this 6312-nucleotide messenger RNA. RefSeq names its product synaptopodin 2-like protein. Gene Ontology annotation, biological process: positive regulation of actin filament bundle assembly. Lineage: Eukaryota; Metazoa; Chordata; Actinopteri; Anguilliformes; Anguillidae. The transcript has 6 exons. The record is from RefSeq and is a predicted model, not a curated record. Gene Ontology annotation, molecular function: actin binding. Bases 3 to 3215 code for a protein of 1070 amino acids. Gene Ontology annotation, cellular component: Z disc; actin cytoskeleton; nucleus.